AUGAGCGAACUCGAAACUUUAGAAGAAUUGGAUCCUAACUGUUUCAUUGUUUUCAAGAAAAAUGAUGACAGUCGUAGCAAGUUGCAAUCAUUAUUUGACGUAUUAAAGAUAAAUGUUGCUUUCAGGCCAGGUCAUUCUACUGAUACUAUGUUUGCAUUUUUGAAAAUCAAAUGCAUUCAGGAUGAGAAUGCUAUUACGAACUCCGUGAAGGCCAUGUCUUUUGUAGACCAGUUGGUUCCAUUAUAUGAUAUCAAGACGACCAGAUCGUUGUCAAACCUGGCUGACCAGUUACUGAAGUCAUUAAGCCUUCCUAAAGACCAUGAUUUAAGCAAUUUAGCCAAUUUGACUGCAAAUCCAAGAUUAGCCAUGUAUUUGGCUUUCUACAAUCACUACCUGCAUUAUCUAGGAAUCCUAUCAGUGUUCGGUAUGAUAUCCUAUACAUUUUCUAACUCAAAUUCUUGGGAAUUUAACAAUACUUAUUCGCUGUUUUUGAUGUUUUGGUCGAUCAUGUUUAUGACUUCAUGGAUAUACAAGAAGGAGAAUCAAUAUGUCAUCAAGUUCAGUCCAUCUUUGGUUCCAAGUGCCUCGUCCAUAGAACAACGUACUGCAAAGUCAUCGGUUAUUUUAAGAACAUUGAUGUUCAUUCCCAUUGCUCUGAUAUUUAUCAUUGCAUUGGUCAUUUUUCAAAUGUUUUGCUUUUUCUUAGAAAUUUUCAUCACUCAAGUAUAUGCAGGUCCAUUGGUUUCUAUAUUUUCCUUGGUCCCAACUAUUCUGAUAAGUGCAUUCGUCCCAGUUUUAACAUUAAUCUACAAUAAUUUCUUCAUCAAAAACUUCGUUAAUUUCGAAAAAAGUAAUAACAUCUACAAUUCAAUCUUAAGAAAAAAUUUUGUCCUAAAUUUUUUCACUAGUUAUGGUCCUCUAUUUAUCACUUUGUUUUAUUAUUUACCAUUAGGUUAUACUUUCUUUGGACCAAAUUUUAGAAGCAAAAUUGGUAUGCUUGGUAUCCCAAUGAAUAAUGGUAAUUUUGUUGUUAAUACGAAACGUCAUCAAAAUCAAUUUAACUACUUUAUGGUAAUUAACCAAUUAAUUCUUUAUGCAGUUGACAACCUUUUGCCUAUUGGCCUAAGUAAGGUUCAAAAACAUGGUGAACUAACCGACGAAAAUAUCUUAAGAUCAUAUGACUUAAAGAUCUGGAAGAUUGCCAAAAAUUAUAAGAUCAAUUCAUGGGGUGAAUUUGACGUUGACGCAAAUAUGAAAAAAUUGAUAGUUCAAAUUGGAUUUAUCACGAUGUUUUCAAUGAUAUGGCCAGUGGCACCAUUAGUUUUAUUCUGUUUUAAUUUUAUUAUAAUGAAAACAGAUAUCGUGAAGAUGCUGAAAAAAUGCCAACCAACUUCAGUUCCAAUGCAUCAGAAUCAAAAAAAUAGGACUUUCAUUAAAUUAGAAAAUUUCAGUGAUUUUAAAACAAAGAUAGGUACCAAUCCUUGGGAUAGUAUCUUACAAGUUAUUAUUUGGAUUAGUUGUGUCAUUUGUCCAAUAUUAACUUUCAUGUACAGACGUUCAUAUUUACCCGGUAUUGGCUCAGAUAUGUUGGAGAAACGAGAAUUAUGGUACGUUUCAUCGCCACUUGUAAACGAUUGGAAAACUAUUUUGCUUUAUGGUUUCUGUUUCGAGCACGUCUCUAUUGUUAUUUUCAUGAUAUUAAGAAAGCUAUAUACUCUAUCGAAUGAUAUGACCCCAGAGGGAAUAAUUCCAAUGACUGAAAAUGCAACUUUGCUUGGCAAUGAGAAUAUUACAAAGAUUAAUGAGGAGAUAUUGGAUGAUGGAAUGAAUGGUUUGAGGGAAAGAAACGGUAGAUCAGGACAAAAAUUGUCAGCAUAUGAUUCUAGAACGUCUAUUAUCUCUUCCUCACCUUCUAUUGGAGCAAUUGCUGACCAUUCUAAGAAUGCCAGUGGAUUCAAGAAUGAAAGUAAUGAACAUUUGUUGGCACCAACUAGUAAACAAAGUGCUUCGACGUCAAAUGCUUCACAUACUUCAACGAGUGUUGCGGGAGCCACAUUGCCCGAUUGUAUUCCAACGUCAAAAAACUACCAUUUAAGAUUUGAUAAAGACGGUAAUCCAAUUUCUACAUCCGAUUUAAGUAAACUCGAUAAUGAAUUUAACACGGCGGAGACUGUCAAGAGUGAGAAACAUAACGAAAAACAAGUCACGACGGGACCAUCUAAUUCAAGCGAGGAUUCUGUGAAUAAGUUGAAACCUGAUGAAAUUAAGAGUGGUUUGAAUUCUUCUGUUGAUAACAGUGGGUUUGCUAAUACCGCCUCUCAUUUAUCAGCUAAAUCUUUGAAAUCUGCCCAUUACGUAAAGUCGCAAAGCAGCUUAUCUGCACCUAUUCCAAAACCCAGAGCCAAAGAAAAGCAUGUGAGACCCAAGUCAUCGAUAUCAAGUGUAAAUACGGCGUCCACCACAAAGAGUAAGCCUAAGAAGCAUUCAUCGCUACUGGGUAAACUCAAGAGAAAAUUAUAA
Kazachstania africana CBS 2517 is the source of this 2520-nucleotide messenger RNA. It is a transcript of the gene IST2, whose product is annotated as Ist2p. Gene Ontology annotation, cellular component: cortical endoplasmic reticulum. Lineage: Eukaryota; Fungi; Ascomycota; Saccharomycetes; Saccharomycetales; Saccharomycetaceae. Gene Ontology annotation, biological process: chloride transmembrane transport. Gene Ontology annotation, molecular function: chloride channel activity. The transcript has a single exon. The record is from RefSeq and is a predicted model, not a curated record. Bases 1 to 2520 code for a protein of 839 amino acids.